Oikopleura dioica is the source of this 3729-nucleotide messenger RNA. The record is from the annotation of a GenBank genome assembly. NCBI's taxonomy places the organism in Eukaryota, Metazoa, Chordata, Appendicularia, Copelata, Oikopleuridae.
AUGAAGCUUUCAGUAGCUGUCCUUUCUGCUGUUUACGCUAAGAGAGAACCAGAUGCCGAUCGUCGCCUCGAGAAAAUCAGAGGAAAAGCGGCUGACUUCAAAUCUUUCGCAGAAAACAAUCAUUUCGUAAGCGCAAAGCGUCUCGUCGCUCUCAACGAUCGAGUUGAUCGACUAAUCGCCGACGUCGAAUCCAUCAAUGUCUCUGCUUGCCCCGUUCCCGGAGUAGAAGAGGGCAAAUUCGCCGAUGAAGAGGACUUCAGCGAGCUCUGUGAUGCUUCGGGCAAGUUUCCGUCGAUGGUCCGCUCCUAUGCUCGCACGUUCGGCUGCCAAGAUGGUUUCAAAAGGAAGAACUUCCUAAAUAGACUCGUCAAUCGAACUCACAAGUUGAAGAAAAAAACGAGAAAAGCUGCUAGAUGCGAGGCUCCUGCCCCAGUCACAACAGCAACUACCAUCGUCACCGGCACUCCACACACCGAAGCUCCAAUGCUUGAAAUGUGCGACAAAGACCACCACGCUGUUUGCGAGCCACUGACCAAUUCCGAAAUCUACUUCGAGAAUCAGUGGACCUGCAGAAACUGCUUCCGAGUACGAGCGACUUACGGCCAAAACUCAGGCUUCAAAUUCAACCCGGCAAAAGGCGAUUUCGUAAGCGUUCGAUUUACCGAACCGGUCAUUUGGCAAACAUUCAACCAUCCAGUCGAAAAGGUGACCGAAGUUGGUGAUGAUAACACAUGGAAGAUCGAUUUUAAACAUGACGGAAAUUUCAUGAGCGGAAUGAUCUUCGAGGGAAAUCUGCAAACCUCAGAUGACGAUCUUCACGUUGACGGAAACUGGAUCAUUGAGGCGGCUGAGCAAUGCAAAUGCAAAGAAGGUCCCCCACCACCACCUCCAUGCUCACUUUCAGAUCCCUGCGAAGGCAAACCUGACUGUGAGACCUUCAUCAACGCCUGCGCCGAUAACGGUGAGUUCCACGAGGUUGAAUACAAUCCGUCCUGCACUCCAGGAGAAUGGAAUACAUACACUGUCGCUCAAGAAUACGUCGACAACGUGCUCGAGCUUUCCAUCUCCGUCAACGGAGAAGUUCUUGGAACACACGUUGUUCCAGCUGAUAAUGCUUUCGAAGGAGAACUUUUCGUCGAAGUCGCAGGCGAUUACCAUCCUGCUGCUGAUACUUUCAAAGUGCGAAAUUUCUACCAUCAGAAACUUCAAGAGCCAACUGGCCGCUGCGACGCACCAGUUGAUCCAUGCGAUGGUGACGAUUCCUGCGACGCACUCGUUGAUAACUGCCCGAUUAGACCCAUGUGGUCUAAUCUUCUCGGAGAAGUCGAUGGUGAUGCUGUUUACUCAGCAUCCGUUGAUGUUUUCUGCAAGAAAACUUCUGGACACGGCUGGCAGAACGUCGUACAUAUGACGCAGGGCACCAACCGGGAUCAAUUCGGUGAUCGAUAUUUGACGAUUUGGCAACACGCUGAUGGACGACUCAAACUCAACGGUCCACUCAAGGGCAACACUGAAUUCCACGAAGUUGAAUACUAUGUCGACUGCGAUGACAACUCGUGGACAAACAUUGCUAUUGCUCAGACUCAACUUGAAGGCGGUCUUUUGGAAUUGAGCAUGUAUCAGGACGGCGAUCUUCUUGGCUCGCACCGUCUUCAUUCCAGAGAUGCAUACUCUGGUCCAAUCAAGGUGUAUGCUUCGAAUCCGUUCAUGCCUCCCGCCGAAUUUUUCAAGAUUCGAAAUUUCGUCCAUCGAUCUGCUCCAUAUGAAGAUAACUGCCAAGGAGGACAUGCAGACAAAAUUAGAAUUGUCGCACCUGCCUUUGACAAUCCGAAUUAUGAGCUCAAUGCUUACGUUGACUGCGCUCCAGGAUGGCACACAUUCACUGUCCAGCAAUCAAAACUCGACCAACACCAAAUGAAUCUCGAGAUCAUUUUCGAUGGAGAAGUUGUCGAAUCUCAAGCUGUUCACAAAAAUGAUCUUUACGACGGUCAAAUUUUCGUUGAUGUCUCUAACGAAUUUGCUUGGCCAGCUGCAUACGAUCAUCUUGUUAGAAAUUUCUACCAUCAAGACAUUGCUUGUGCAGAUCCCUGCUUUGGAAAAGAGAAUUGCGAGACGAUUGUUAACGAAUGCGAGAUCUUCCCGGCCCGAAACCAGCAGCUUACAACAGUUGAAGCGUCUUUGAACUUUAAGACUUCAGCUGAUGUUCUUUGCGACCAUGAUGUAAUUAGUGGCCAAUACACAAAUAUUCUUCAUAUUACCGGCGGUGGUAAUGUUGGCGAAGUUGGUGAUCGAACAUUUGGUAUCUGGCGACGACCAAACGAAAAUAAACUGCACCUAACUGUCAAUGAUCCAGCUCAUGGAAGUCAUCAGAAGACAAUUAAUGUAGAUUGCAGGCAAGAGGGUGAUCUGGAGGUUUUCAUUUCUGAUGAUUUCUAUGAUUCCGCAACACUUUAUUCUGUUCGAAAUUUCUAUCAUCAGACUUUCGAUGAGCUCGAACCUCUUCCCUGCGAUUCUACUGAUCCCUGUGAUCUGCUUGAUAAGUGUACUACAAUCGUCGAUAGCUGCGCAGUUUCUCCAGUCCGCAAUACUGAAAAAGCUACUUUGACCGCUUCCCUAAAUUACAGAAUCUCAGCAGAUGUUCUCUGCAAUAGCGUCUCAGAACUUGAUGGGCAGUAUAAGAACAUUCUUCACGUCACUGGCGGAGGAAAUGUUGGGGCAGCUGGAGAUAGAACAUUCGGAAUCUGGCGACGACCUAAUGAGCACAAGCUUCACCUUACUGUCAAUGAUCCAAACUCUGGAGGUCACCAGAAAACGAAAAAUGUUAACUGCAUCAACGGAGAGUGGAACACCUAUUCAGUCGAGACAGAUUUUGCGGAAUGCCACCAUUCUUCAAUUUGGGCCUCAACUUUCCUUCCAUUCGAAAAGACGGCCGUUCCUAUCGACCGAACGCUUGAACGCGCCGUCGAAUCCAACCCAAAAAUGACCCCUGAGAAGGUGGCGGAUCAACUCGAAGCUGAGCCGAUUAUUCGCCCAAAACUUCAAUUUCUUCAGCCGCUGAUGUUCGCUGUCCUGUUUUAUCUCUUUGCUGUCAGAAUUCAACAACUCAAACAUCUAAGCAGACUCGAACAAGAAAAUCAAGAAUUUAAUGCACUGACAGACGACGAGAAACGAUCUUUAUUCGAAACAGAUGAAAACUACACUUUCUACCGAAGCAUUUUGGAUCUUUAUUUUGGAACUUGCUUCACUGCUCUUGUUUUCUUUCGUCUUGCUGCUCUUAGGCGCUUCACAAUUGCUAAGCAAGCCUGGUUCUGUGGAAAAACGGGAGUGACCACAGUUCGAGUUCAAUCAGUAUCCAUCGCUGGCAACGCACCAACUUACAUCAACAUCCCUCCCCAUUCGACCGACUUCGUCAUCACUGCCGACCUCAAUGAGAUCCAAAAUAUUCCUGCUCUGAAGCAAGAGCCAGAAAAUACUGUUGAUAAGAUUUUGCAAAAACUUAUUCCAAACAACAAGAUAAGCAGCUCUGCAAUCGGAGACAAUGGAGGACUAGCGCUAGUUUUUCCAUCUUGCUAUCUUGAUAUGGGCGCUGCUUUCGGCUCGUUGGAGAACUUGACAGUUAUCAUAAACGGGGAAGUGGCCCAGACGAUGCAUGAAAAGGCUACGGAAACUAAGCGUUUUUCUGAAACUGCGUUUGGUGCUAAAUUUAUUCGGGAGACAGCAAAACUGUGA